GAGCGUGCAGACAUGGUGGACAUGCUUUGGCAUACCUGAGAAUCAAAGGUGCCUGGGAUGGUGGGCAGGAAAACAUAUCAGCUCUGUGAAAGGGCAUGAUGCCAUGUGUUCUCUAUGGACAUGGGGUUGAAACUGAGGUCAGAGUGGUCUCAGGCCUGUGUGAGGAAGAGUAGGAGCUGAGUUGAGAAAUGUACGCCAGAUAGUUGUGGCAGCCGUGAUGAGGUUCUCCUGGGCUGUCAUCCAUUUAGCUAUAGAUAGCAAACCCAAAGCUCCUUAGAGAGAAACCUCUUACCAGCCACUUUCCACAAAUGGUACAUACACCUAAAGGUACUUAGUGAAAAUCCUUGAGAGGUAUUUAAUGCUAAAGUAGUCGGUCUCCCUAACAUGUGUUUGUAGCCUGCACUUACACUCAAGCAGUGGCGCAGGGAAAGCCAUACCAAGGCAGCCACCCCAAGGCAAGCCAGUGUUCUUGCCCCAGUGAGGCUCUGCCACCCUAGUACAUCGCCAAGAUGUGUGACAUGGGGGGACUGGAUAACUUGAUCGCCAACACAGCAUACCUUGAGGCCAGGAAAAGCGGAGAUGUGGAUGCCAAGGAGAUGCAAAAAAGACGCCGGAACCUAGCUCUGCCCAAGAUUGAGGAAUGUGCGGAGAUCAAAAAGUCUAUGACUAUGGAUUACGAGCUCAUUUGUGAGCAGCAGCCCAUUGGCAAGAAUUUUUUCCGGGAAUUCUUGGAAACGGUGCCUGACUACCUGACAGCCAGAGAGUUUUUGGACGAAGUGGUUGCUUGGGAGCUGGCAGAGGAGCACAUCAAGGACAGCUACCUAGAAGGCAUAGUCAACAUGUACUUGAAGAAUUGCAGCAACAGCUAUCUGAAAUUUCUCAGUGCAGAUUUGUCAAACAAGUGCCAGGCAGCUGGCAAGGAUGAUCUUGAAAAAGUCACGUUAUCAGCCAGGGAAGAGACAAAUGCCUAUCUCAAGGGGAAACCCUUUGAUGACUUCCAGACUAGCCCAUUCUUUGAUAAGUUUGUGCAAUGGAAAGGCUUUGAGCGCCAACCUAUAAACGAGAAGCUAUUUGACGAAUUCCGAGUACUAGGCAAAGGAGGCUUUGGAGAGGUUUGUGCCAUUCAGGUGAGAAAUACUGGCAAGAUGUAUGCCUGCAAGAAACUGGACAAAAAACGACUAAAGAAAAAAGGUGGCGAAAAGAUGGCUCUGUUAGAGAAGGAGAUCCUUGAGAAAGUCAACAGCCGUUUCAUUGUCACACUGUCCUAUGCCUAUCAGAGCAAAGCCGCCCUGUGUCUUGUCAUGAGCCUGAUGAAUGGUGGGGAUCUUAAAUAUCACAUUUACAAUGUGGGCGAAAGAGGCUUGGAAAUGGAUAGGGUCAUCUUCUACUCGGCUCAGAUCACCUGUGGGAUGCUGCACCUUCACUCCAUCAAAAUUGUCUACAGGGACAUGAAGCCUGAAAAUGUCCUCCUGGAUGAUAAUGGCCACUGCCGAUUGUCUGAUCUUGGCUUGGCGGUGGAAGUCAAGGAAGGCAAGUCCAUAAACCAGAGGGCUGGAACUAAUGGAUACAUGGCUCCUGAAAUCCUAAAUGAAGAGAAUUACACCUACUCAGUGGACUGGUUUGCUAUGGGAUGUAGUAUUUAUGAGAUGGUUGCUGGUCGAACUCCAUUCAAGGAUUUCAAAGAGAAAGUCGAUAAAAGUGAAGUUAAAAGAAGAACUAUAGAAGAUGAGGUGAAGUUUGAGCACGCUAACUUUGAUGAGCCAACAAAAGAUAUCUGUAAAGCGUUCUUGGCAAAGAAACCAGCUGAUCGUUUGGGAAGCAGGAGUGAUGAUGAUGAUCCCAGGAAGCAUGCUUUCUUCAAAUCAAUAAACUUCCACAGGCUGGAGGCAGGCCUUAUAGAUCCCCCCUUUGUGCCAGAUCCCAGCGUUGUCUAUGCCAAAGAUGUUGCAGACAUUGCCGACUUCUCUGAAGUCCGGGGGAUAGAGUUUGAUGACAAAGACAAGAAAUUCUUCAAGAAAUUUGCAACAGGUGCUAUCCCAAUACCUUGGCAAGAAGAAGUCAUUGAAACAGGACUGUUUGAAGACCUGAACAAUCCCCACAGAUUAGUUGCUGACUCGAAAUCUGGAGUUUGUUUGUUGUUAUAAAUAUUGCACCAGAAAUAUAAGGGUGGGAAUGCACCAUUGAACCUUCCAUUAUUUCAAAGACUCUAAGGUGUGUAGCAAGAACUCAUUGUCGUCAUAAAGGCAAGCUGAAUAAACUGUUCUCUUCCAUUUUGGUAUUUAAUUGGAAAUUUUCAAUGAAGAAUGAGGAUUAUUUUAAGAUAGCAUGAUGACUCAACAACUCAUGGUGAUUUCUGGAUAAAAUACACAAAAUACACAAAAUCAUUUGGAUAUAUAUUUUCCUCCCUUGAGACUGCUUCUGCUUUGUUAGGUUUCAGUAGUGAUACAUCUAAGUUAUUUACGAAAAAGACUUCUCACUGGAGUGACACAGUGUGUCUAAACUGAUUGCAGUUAAGUAGGAAACUCAAUAAAAAUGUAUAUAGGCUAUGCUUCUCCAUUUAUUAAGUAUUAAAACAAUAGUCAACAUAUUUUUGCUACUGAUUGCAACUUCCUAUCAGAUUUCCUGAUAGUAUCUUUUCACUCUGAUGAAAGCUGUAGUUUAAAUUAAACUACAAAAUGAAUCACACCAGUUUGUAACUGGUCUUUAAAGAGAGAACAAUAUAAAUGCAAUAGGAAUGUUUAUUCAGCAAGCAAUGGGAUUAAAAGAAAUGGUUAAUUGUUUUUACAAGUGCUUUUAAUGUUGGAAACUAAUGUAUAUAACGUGUCUAGUUUAAAUGUGUACUACUUCUGGUUCUUUUACAAAGCUUUGUAAAUCUCUCACUUUGACAUUUCUUUUUUGUGUGUGAGGGUGUUCUGAGGCUGGUUAACUUAGGCUGGCAAAUCUUAGAUAAAAAUGUCUACUUAUUGGGGGGGCGUUCUUCAACAGCAGAAGUUCAUUUAUGCAAGUUAUGGUCCCACCCUGAAUUCUCAGGUGAAAUUAUUUCUGUGGCCCUGCAGAAAUGGAUAAAUUUAAAACCGAACAUGCAAUUGAACACUUGGGGAGGUUUAUGAUUGGAGAAAAUCUCAAAACAGAUGGCACCAAAUU
Messenger RNA from Lacerta agilis (Sand lizard), 3144 nucleotides. RefSeq names its product G protein-coupled receptor kinase 7 (gene GRK7). The record is from RefSeq and is a predicted model, not a curated record. Bases 510 to 2144 code for a protein of 544 amino acids. Gene Ontology annotation, molecular function: ATP binding; rhodopsin kinase activity. Lineage: Eukaryota; Metazoa; Chordata; Lepidosauria; Squamata; Lacertidae. Gene Ontology annotation, cellular component: cytoplasm. Gene Ontology annotation, biological process: regulation of signal transduction; signal transduction; protein phosphorylation. The transcript has 4 exons.